Ceratina calcarata is the source of this 1111-nucleotide messenger RNA. RefSeq lists its product as uncharacterized. The transcript is spliced from 4 exons. The coding region runs from base 242 to 1111 and encodes 289 amino acids. NCBI's taxonomy places the organism in Eukaryota, Metazoa, Arthropoda, Insecta, Hymenoptera, Apidae. The record is from RefSeq and is a predicted model, not a curated record.
GGGAGAUUAGUCGAGAAGUUUUCAUUAAAGAGAUCUGGUGUACAAUUUAAGACAAGGCGAAAUAAUUAAUACCAGAGAUACACUUUAAGCUAAAAUCGAAAGGGGUACGGUCAGAGUGGAGAGAGAGCACUGGAAUGGGGGAUGGAACGUUCAAUGAGGGGGAAGCUCGAGCUCCUUAUUGGCCAAGAGAAGAGGAGAGAGUUUCAGUGCGUUCGGUACUCUUCGAUUCUAUCGCUACACCAUGAAUAGGCCAUUCUCAAGGGAAGUACCUGAACCUUUCUGUCAAGUGGCGGUGGUGCCGACUGGCUUUCCUGAAAGGGUAUUCACAUUGGCAGAAGCCGAGGAGUUCGGCGACGCGCUAAAUAACUGCGUGGUCAACUACAAAGAAGCACGCAGAAAAAGAAACCUAAGGUUCGUACAACCAAGUUUUCUGUCUUUUUUCAAGAAGAAUGGAGGAAUACUUCUCUCAUGCGAGGACGAAACCACGGUUCGCUGGCUAAAAGUGGCAGUUAAGUUUGUGAAGUUGACAGGUGGUUGCACUAUAAGAAUAGACGAUAAGGAGGCCUUAGAUAACAGGUUCUUAGUUGAGGGUAGAGGCACCCAUUCGAGAUUCGAUGCGAACAAUAUCAUACAGAACCUGGAAAGGUUCAACAAUGAACUAGACGUAUCGAGGUGGAAGGUAGUACGUGAAAAAUUGACGAGAUCCGGGAGAAUAAUAACCAUUGAGAUGGAAGGAAGAUCAGUAGGAAUGCUAAGAAGAAGACGGAAUCGUUUAUCUCUCGACCAAGCUGGCAUACAUAAAUUCACCAUCUUAACGAUCUCACCGGUGGGCCGUACACGGCCAGUACGACAGGUGGAAGUGAUUGAGAUAACCGAAGAAGAUCUUGCAGCAAUACCGAGCAGAGAGAUCCUCGACUCAUCGGACUCUGAUGGAGUCGUUGUGGGCCUGAACGACUCCACAACAAUUGAAGAGGUGUCGUCGCAAUCAAACGCAGGCGAUUCGUUUGACGUCGAUGGAGAUGCGUUCAUCCUGUCGACAGACCUAGAAAAAUUCGCAGGACUUGAGGUGGAGAUCUCGGAGGAGUAUAAGCAGGUUAGGAGGAUAAACUGA